Messenger RNA from Spizellomyces punctatus DAOM BR117, 1830 nucleotides. RefSeq lists its product as uncharacterized. The transcript has 5 exons. Lineage: Eukaryota; Fungi; Chytridiomycota; Chytridiomycetes; Spizellomycetales; Spizellomycetaceae. Gene Ontology annotation, molecular function: inositol phosphate phosphatase activity; acid phosphatase activity. The record is from RefSeq and is a predicted model, not a curated record. Bases 283 to 1665 code for a protein of 460 amino acids.
CGUUCCUACACGUGUCUUACUGACUUGAUGUCUAGAAGGACCUGCCCGUUUUUUUUAAACAAGGAUAUUUAGAUAUAGACCUCUUGGGAACUUUCCUACGUUUGCUGUCCUUUUGCUUUUUAGCAGAUUCCCACCUUGUUCUUGUUUACCUCGUUGACCUCGUUCACCUCGGCUUCGUCGGUCGUCGCAAACGGUCGUCUUCUUCCGGUUUACGGUUACGAUUUUCUCACACCAGCGUUUUGCAGUCGACGACCAUCUCUCAUCGCCGCUAAAUUAUACCUCAUGAGUCCUAUUCGUGUCUCUCUUCUUGCGACGCUCUUGUUUGGGUCACAGUCGCUGGCAGCUCCGACAUAUCCUCACAUUGUUGUUACAUCUGCUACCUCCUCACAAGUUGCACUCUACUUGGAACCCGAGUUUGAUAUUACUCGACACUUGGGAACAAAAGGUGCAUACCCGAUUCGGAAUGAUGAGGCACAUCAGGAUGAGGUGAAUGGAUGUGCACUCGCCCACGUUCAGAUGGUUGUGAGACAUGGUACCCGUGCGCCAACCUACGAAGAUAUUGUAUCUUUCAAUGAAUUGGAAGCAUUUGCACGUUCAGCGGAUUCUUGCCUGUCACCAGAGCAUGAGUGGAUUAGGUCAUGGAAAAAUCCGUUCAACUUGGAGGAUGAGGGUCUGCUCUCCAAAGCCGGAGAAGGAGAAGCAUAUCUGUUUGGAAAAAGGACGAUGCAACGUUACGAGAGUCUUUUAGCUAAUGUUCCCUACAACCCAAAUGUUUACCUAUUCAGUAGCUCUGGUCGCUCAAGGUCGGGACAGACGGGCAGCUCUUUUGCGGCGGGUCUGUUCACUCCACAAAAUGAGGAGGGCACAUGCCGGAACACUCCAAUCUACAUGACAACGUCCCCGCAAAAGAAGGACCAUAUUAUGAAUCCCCAAAAAUCGUGCUCUGCCUGGCGGAAACACGUGCAACGUGGACCUGCUCAUCGCGCAGAAAUGGAGGCGUUCAAGUCUGCUCGUUUGCCUCCCAUUGCUCGUCGACUUGCGGAAACUACUUGCUUGACUUUCAGCCCUGCAAAUGCGUUGGCAGCGUUCAAGGCCUGUGCCUUUGAAUGGUCGGUGUUUGGGAGACGGGAUGGAUGGUGUACCAUGUUCAACGAGGACGAGGUGGAAUGGUUGGAAUACGGCGAGGAUCUCGAUGACUGGUUGGAGAAUGGAUAUGGCCAUGAACUCAAUGGAAAGAUUGCUUGUCGUCUGGUCACUGAAAUUGUGCAAGGGCUGAAAGCCAGAUCUGAAGGAAACUCGCGGGUCAUUGCCGAUUUCAAAUUUGGUCAUUCCGAGACGCUACUUGCACUCGUCACCUCGCUGGGUCUUUUCAAAGACACCCAACGUCUAACAGGCAACGCUACUACUCCGCUACCGGAUCGCGUCUUUCGCACGUCCCACAUUGCACCUUUCAUGGCUAAUAUGGCUUUUGAGCUCCACCAAUGCUCCGGCUCGAAUAAGUUCAAGGUUCGUGCUCUUCUCAACGAACGGCCUAUCAUCCUCCCUGGGUGCACAGAAGAGGCUUGUGAUCUGGAUGUGUGGGAAGCUGCACUUGGCGAUCUCGUUGGGUGUGAUAUUGAUGCGGUCUGCGAAAAGAAAAAGAAGGGAAAGAAGGGCGGUUAUUGAGGAACCCCAUGAUGCUGGAUGAACUUUUUAUUUGUGCGAAGGUUGGAUACCCCAAAUUGAUAUGUCAUUGCGUUCAUAUUGUACUGUAAAUUAUCUCAAUACCUAUUAUGUCAUGUAUGUUGUCUUUAUCAUGUCUUAGAUUUUAAUACUAUAGUUUGUUCCAAA